UGAUCAUCCAGCAGCGUCCAUAGUAUACUAUUUUGUGUAAUUGUUGUCUGCACUCACUGUAAUUCAUCAAUGGCAGGUCGCUAUGACCAAAAUCCUUUCGACGAAGAUGGAGUUAAUCCAUUUUCUGAAUCAGCUGUUAAAGCAACAGGGAAGUCCAAUUUCAGUGGAGGUGCAUUUUAUACAGCAAAUACAGCCACAAACUCGAGACUUUCACAUUUUCCUCUUGAAGCAGUGGAGUUCAACUAUGAUACUCAAAUUUACUCAGCUGCAGAUUUGGAAAAGAAAGAGAAACAGCUACAAGCCAAGGAUGCAGAAUUAAGGAAAAGAGAACAGGAAUUGAAGCGCAAAGAGGAGGCUGCUGCAAGAGCGGGCAUUCUUGUAGAGAAGACAAAUUGGCCACCGUUGAUCCCAAUCAUUCAUCAUAAUAUUGCAAAUGAAAUACCAAUUCACCUACAGAAGUUGCAGUAUAUUGCAUUUACAACACUACUGGGACUAGUUUUAUGUCUAUUAUGGAAUGCAAUAGCUGUGAGUGUGGGAUGGAUUAAACUGUCAUAUGAUGAUAAAGUGGCAGGUGUAAAAAUAUGGUUUCUUGCUAUUAUAUAUUUUAUAGCAGGAGUUCCAUUAGCCUAUGUCCUGUGGUAUCGGCCACUUUACCGAACUUUUAGGCAUGAAAGUGCCCUGAAUUUUGGAUGGUUUUUCUUCUUCUAUUCGGUUCACAUCUGUUACUGCAUAUUUGCUGCGGUUGCACCUCCCAUAUAUUAUGGUGGAUAUAUGUUUACUGGUAUUCUGACUGCUCUGGAAAUGAUAAGUUUAAGUUUCUUAGUUGGGGUAAGUUUGUGUGAUAUGUGUUGUUAAUUUAUCAUGAACAACAAAUUGGUAGAAGCCAUUAUUAAGUAUGAGCUAGAAUUGUACUAAAUUUAGUUUGGUCUUCAAUUUUCAGAUAUUUUAUUUUGUUGGGUUCGGGUUGUUUUGUCUUGAAUCGCUUCUCAGUAUCUAUAUUAUGCAGCAAGUAUUCAUGUAUUUCCGAGGAAGUGGGAAAGCCGCUGAAUCGAGUAGGAAAGCAGCUGCUGUUGUAUGAUGAUGAUGUUGUUGGACUUGGCUGAGUGAACAAAAAAUGUAGUUGUUAAAGUUGUUAUUAUGGUUCGGUAGUGUUAUGUUCUGUUUGUUUCAUUUUUGUCUUAGUCAUUUGUCUUGUUGGUGAUAGAACACUAUCAUAUAUUUUACUAUGAUUGUAAGUUGUAACAUAUACUAGCUUUAUCAAAUAUUGGUGGCAUAUGUUAUAAAUUGUGUAAAGAUAUAAAAUUAAUAA
Impatiens glandulifera is the source of this 1309-nucleotide messenger RNA. RefSeq names its product secretory carrier-associated membrane protein 1-like. The record is from RefSeq and is a predicted model, not a curated record. The transcript has 12 exons. The coding region runs from base 70 to 855 and encodes 261 amino acids. Gene Ontology annotation, biological process: protein transport. Gene Ontology annotation, cellular component: trans-Golgi network membrane; recycling endosome membrane. NCBI's taxonomy places the organism in Eukaryota, Viridiplantae, Streptophyta, Magnoliopsida, Ericales, Balsaminaceae.